AUGGACGCUGUGCAGACGCCUCACUGCUGCUCAGCUCGUGGAAACAGGUUCCUCACGGCCGGCCGCCUGCGAGCGCACGUGAAGGUCCACGCCUCCGACAGAACUCACUGCUGCAGCAUCUGCUCCAAGAGCUUCCUGCGGCCCGGCCUGCUGCGCAAACACAUGAGGAUCCACAUCCGAGACGGACUCAUCGCCCCCCCCGCCGACCAGGAGUUCUGGUCCAACAUGCAAACUGUGCAGGAGGAAGAGGAGGAGGAGGAGAAACGAGGGAUGAAGAUGGAGGACGAAGAAGAAGACGGUCUGGACGAGCAGAUAAGAAAUGACUCAGGAGACCGUUCAGCCGGCGCCGAGUCCUUCACCUGGACGUCCAGCCGGCUGCCAGGUCCCCAGGAGAACCCUGACCGCUCGGCUCUGAGGGAGGACGACGGGGACGUCAGCGGUUUGAUAAACUCUGAUGGAGAGGAAGAGGAGUGGAGGCCGCCCCUCACAGGUUCUCAACUCUCACGUCACAUAACACAGAUUCUUUAUUCACCUUUACAACUUGAAUCUCAGUCACUCACUUCUCUCCUCGCCUCCUACCCGACCUUCCUUCCCUCGCCUCCUCUCUCCUCAGUUCAGAAUCUCAUUUACUCUCCUCAUGUUUUAUUUUCACCUUCACAUGUGAAAGGAGCUGUGACCCGGUGACGCUCAGUUAGUUGGUUCAAGUCAAUCUGAGCCUCACGGGUCGGUUUGGUUCCUUCACAUUGAGGAAGUGACACAAGCAGAAUGAGUUCAGAUUCUCUUCAGGUACAAACAAGACGUUUGGAGAAUUCUUAAUAUUAUUAUUGUUUUGACCAGUUUCAGGCUGGAAGUUGGAGAAAUAGAAAAUAAGCACAUUUUCAUUCAACUUAACUCAAACCUUGUGUGAUUCUUUCCCAGACUCAGCGAGCGGCUC
Molecule: messenger RNA, 934 nt
Organism: Pleuronectes platessa (European plaice)
Lineage: Eukaryota; Metazoa; Chordata; Actinopteri; Pleuronectiformes; Pleuronectidae
Product: zinc finger protein 524
Exons: 3
Coding region: 1-684 (227 amino acids)
Source: RefSeq, a predicted model, not a curated record